AUGCCCUUCCGCAUCCUCAACAAGGGCCCCGAGUACUUCCGACGGGCGGCGGAGCUGGGCGCCCGCAAGCCCAGCGCCGUCGAGAGGCUGGAGGCCGACAAGGCCAAGUACGUCAAGAGCCAGCGGGUCGCCAGCACCCGGCAGGAGCCGGUGAGGCCGCCGCUGCCGCAGCCGCCGCUCGCCCCGGCCGUGCGCCGCGCCGCGCUCGUCCCCGGACGCAGGGUGCCCGUGGGCCCGCGGCGCCUGGAGCCUGGUGCCCCCAAGCCCUCGCUGGACCUGGAGAUCCUCAACAACCUCAUCAACGUGUGCGACGGGCCCUUCCCACCGGUGGAGAGCCUGCGGGGCGCCGGCAGCGUNNNNGUGCGCCGCGUGGACGUGCGGCCCUGCGGGGCGCUGCAGGCAGCGGUGCCCAUGUCGCCCGUCCCCGUCCCCUCGCCGCGCUCGCCUGUGCGCAGCCCAUGCGCCGAGGGCGCCCGCCGGCAGCCCCUGCUGCACCGCUCCAAGUCGGACCUGAGCGACCGCUACUCGCGCGCCACCGCCGACCUCGAGCGCUUCUUCAACUACUGCGGGCUGGACCCCGAGGAGCUGCAGGGCCUGGGUGCCGAGCGCUUCGCCCGCGCCGCCUCCGACAUCGUGUCCGUGAAGCCGCCCAGCGGCAGCACGGCCAGCUCGGAGGGCGGCCGCUCGCCCUGCAGCGCCGCCAGCCCCGCGGGCCGCCCGCCCGAGCGCAUGCCCUACGGCAUCUCCGUCGUGGAGCGCAACGCSCGCGUCAUCAAGUGGCUCUACGGGCUGCGCCAGGCCCGCGAGACCCAGAAGGUCUCCAAUGUCUAG
Messenger RNA from Nothoprocta perdicaria, 831 nucleotides. It is a transcript of the gene FAM110A, whose product is annotated as family with sequence similarity 110 member A. Lineage: Eukaryota; Metazoa; Chordata; Aves; Tinamiformes; Tinamidae. The coding region runs from base 1 to 831 and encodes 276 amino acids. The record is from RefSeq and is a predicted model, not a curated record. The transcript has 2 exons.